AUGGAGAAACACGAUAUAGAAGAGCCAAGCUCUACUGAGAACUUAGACGACCAUGCCAAAACGAUACCUCUCAAGACAGAGCCGGAAGACCCGGAUGCUAACUUGAGCCUGGAAGAGCGGCAGAAGCUGGACAAGGCAUUGGUACGGAAGCUCGACUUUAAGCUAGUCCCGUGGCUUUCAUUACUAUACCUUGUUAGCUUCCUAGACCGAACAAAUGUCGGAAACGCAAAACUUGAGGGCCUCUUGAAAGAUCUUCGUCUCUCAGAUGGCCAAUAUGCCGCAGCCUUAACUAUAUUCUUCGUUUCUUACUCCAUCUUUGAACCCCUGACCAACAUAUUACUGAAAAAACUGAGGCCUAGUCUUUUUAUUCCAUGUAUAAUGGUUGUCUGGGGUAUCUGCAUGACCACUAUGGGUCUCACCAAAGAUUUUUCGGGCUUUAUGGCCGCGAGAUGGUUCCUAGGUCUCACCGAAGCAGGACUUUUCCCUGGCGUAAGCUACUUUUUAUCAUGCUGGUAUAAACGAACCGAGUUUGGUAUUCGAAUGGCUAUCUUCUUCUCUGCGGCUGCCGUAGCCGGUUCGUUUGGAGGCCUACUUGCCGCUGCAAUUGCAAAAAUGAACGGUGUUGGAGGUAAGGCUGGCUGGGCUUGGAUUUUUAUCCUCGAAGGCUUAGCUACAAUAGUAAUUGCUAUAGUGUCAUUUUGGAUGGUGCAGGACUUUCCAGACACUGCAACAUUCUUAUCGGAAGAUGAUAGGAAACGAGUCAUAUUGCGUCUUGCAAGGGACAAGCAAUCCAGUGCCGGACACGAGGAUUUUAGAAUGGAAUACUUCUGGGCUAGUAUAAAAGACUGGAAGACUUAUGUAUCUGCUUUUAUAUAUGCUGGAUGUGUUGGGCCACUCUAUGCAUUUUCACUUUUCCUCCCCACGAUCAUCAAAGAACUAGUAAGGUAUAAAUCAACUACGGCACAGCUACUCUCGGUUCCUCCAUAUGCUGCAGGGUGUCUUUUGACCAUCAUAAUCGGACUAUUCGCUGAUCGCACAAAAUUGCGCGGCUUGUGCAAUAUUGGCACAUCACUUCUUGGAAUCGUUGGGUUCAGUAUGUUGCUCGGAGCCAAGUCUCCAGGCGUAAGGUAUGCCGGGACAUUUCUCGGGGCAAUGGGCAUCUACCCGUGUAUACCCAAUACGAUAUCGUGGGCCAGUAACAAUACCGAGGGAGUAUAUAAACGUGGUGUCAGCCUUGGCUUUAUUAUUGGAUGGGGAAACCUCAACGGUGUAAUAUCUUCCAAUAUUUAUAGAUCUCAAGACGCACCAAACUUCUUCCCUGGACAUGGCAUUGUCCUGGGGUACCUGGUUGUAUUCCUUUUUGGUGGUAGUGUCUUACAGCAUGUACUCCUAAGAAUUGAGAAUGGGAAGAGGGUGAAAGGAGAACGAAACAAGUGGAUCGAGGGACUCGAUGAACAUGGCAUCGAGAUGCUAGGCGAUGAACGGCCAGAUUUCAUUUACACACUCUAA
This is a messenger RNA of Nannizzia gypsea CBS 118893, 1509 nucleotides long. Its product is annotated as high-affinity nicotinic acid transporter. NCBI's taxonomy places the organism in Eukaryota, Fungi, Ascomycota, Eurotiomycetes, Onygenales, Arthrodermataceae. The transcript has 6 exons. Gene Ontology annotation, cellular component: membrane. Gene Ontology annotation, molecular function: transmembrane transporter activity. Gene Ontology annotation, biological process: transmembrane transport. The record is from RefSeq and is a predicted model, not a curated record. The coding region runs from base 1 to 1509 and encodes 502 amino acids.